CUUUGGAACAGGAAGGGGAGGGAAUUCGUCUCUCUAUGGUUGCCACAAACGUGCCUUGUAUUGCGAAUUUCCUGGUGGUCCCUGAAGGCAGCCGCAGGAGAGGAGGAAGGAACCGUGGCAACGCAGCCUGUCACAAAGCUAACGUUAUCCGCGCACUGCUAAGCCCUCUGAAUGCAUCAGCUUUGUCAACAACAUGCACUUAAAUGUUUACCGAGGCUCUCUACCAUUUGAUAUUUACUUCGUAGCUUCCUCUAAAGCGUAAUAACAGAUUUACAAUGGCAUUUUUUAACGAGCCAAGCUAGCAGACCUUUUCGUCGUCGUAGCCACAAUCACUCGACCAGCUAACCAGAACGAGUUGUUGUUAGCUUAAGCUGGCUUGGUGAAUAUGGCGAUUGUGUCUGGCUCUUGUGCCAGGGUAAACGGCUCUAGAAAUGGGCCGUCUGUGUCAGCUACACCCUCUGGAUCUGUUGGACAGUCUCAACCCAUGAUAGCGGUAUGGGAAUGGCAGGAUGACCUGGGCUAUUGGCGGCCUUACAGCGGCCAAGUGAGCGCCUACAUCGAGCGGUGUUUGGCAUCGCGGGGCCAGAGAGGUGGAGGACCCGGUUCAACGAGCAUCUGCCUCGGACAAUCAGACCCAAGCCUGUCGCCUUAUCUCAUUGACAUACCAAGCUUGAAACAGUUUCGGCAGGACACAGGAAAGACACGGUCAGUACGUCGGUCCCUGUUUGCCCAGUCCUCAGGCCUCGGCAGUGGUGUGUACUGGGAAUGGCUCAACGAUGAAGGAGGAUGGACUCCAUAUGAGACUCGAACCUCUAUCCUUUUAGAGCACAGCUAUCAGGCCCGCCAAGGCACAGCAGACUUGGGCCCGCAUGGAUACAAUUACAUAGUGGAUCUUACAUCUCUGGCCCAAGUUAACAAAGCAACGGGUUUCAGACGGCAGGUCCGACGGCAGUGUAACCUCCCCUACCCACUGGCCUCCUCUGGCCCCCCAGCUAUCCCCUCGGGCCUUGCAUGCUCCUGCCAGCAGUGUUUGAGCCACAGCAGCACAGGACCCAUGCCCAGCCGUUCACGACAUUCCUUUUCAUCAGGCAGUCUGAACCGGCCCAGUCUUCAAGCAACAGGGAGGGCUACAGCAGCUCAUCCCACUUCUGUCUACUCGCCGUACCCUAGGAGACCCCUCUCUGUCGGGGCAAUGUCCUGGGGCAGCCCCUGGCCUCCACCGCCCUCUGGUAGUCAACUCUCUGCACCGCUUAUGACCAGCUCUACCAGUGCCAAUGGGUUAAGUGUUCCUUCCAUCUCUGUGCAGCUGAAUGGAUCGACCAGUGUAAGCUCUGCCCUGGCAGGCAUGGCCUCCAUUUUGAUGUCAGCAGUGGGACUCGGCGUGCACUUCACCACUGCCCCCCUCCCUCAACAGCAGCAGCAGCAGCAGCAGCAACAGCAGCAGCAACCUGCUCCUUUCUCUCUUCCUCCUCCUCUCCUCCCCCCAGCCAGCAGGCCCAGCAAGCCCCACAGCAGCAGCAGUUCAGUUAGGAGAGCAAAGAGGCAGCACAGGAGAGCCUCAGCUCAGAGACCUGAGGAGGUGAUUCAGCGCUACAUGGAGGUAGUUGCCGGAGUACCAGAUGAGGAUUGCAUUAUCUGCAUGGAUCAACUGUCCAAUCCAUCCGGCUAUGAGACACCGUCCACAGAGGAGGGAGGCCAGAGCAUCCUGCCAGACACUGUGGGGAAAUUCAUCAAAUGUGGACACACCCUGCACAUGCUCUGCAUGCUGGCCAUGUACAACAAUGGGACAAAGGACGGCAGUCUGCAGUGCCCCUCGUGCAAGACAAUCUAUGGAGAGAAGACUGGCACCCAGCCCAAAGGCAAGAUGGAAAUUUACAGCAUCGCCCAGUCGCUGCCAGGCCACCCAGACUGUGGCACCAUCCAGAUCAUCUACAGCAUACCACCUGGCAUACAGGGCCCGGAACAUCCCAACCCAGGACAGCCGUACACCUGUAGAGGCUUCCCUCGCUUCUGUUUUCUACCAGACAACGACAAGGGCAGGAAGGUGCUGGAGCUGCUGAAGGUGGCGUGGAUGAGACGCCUCAUCUUCACCGUGGGAACGUCCAGCACCACCGGAGAGCCCGACACAGUGGUGUGGAACGGCAUCCACCACAAAACUGAGAUGAUGUCCAACUUGUCGGGCCACGGCUACCCCGACCCCAACUAUUUGGACAAUGUUCUGUCUGAGCUGGCCUCUCAGGGCGUGACAGAGGACUGCUUCAAACCUCCAGGCAGCAGUAGCAGCAGCAGCUAGGUCACAGCUCCGUGCUCCACACACUUCCACUCAAGGCAGACCACCGAGUUCAAAUCCCCCUCUGUGGCCAGGUGGACCCUCUGCAACCUCUCUCUGUUCUUAAGUAUAUUCAGCAUCUGUCCGAAUCUCAUUGAGUGAGCAAAGGGGGAGAAGUGAGCUAAAUAAAAAAAAGGUCUUGAAUAGGGAUGCUAAUUAAAUUUUUCUCUGAACGAUAGGCAACCCUCGUUAACCGGACAAGCAGGCAACGGAGUCCCAGUUCACCCAUCCAGGAUGCUCAGACACGCAAUAAACCCAGUACUGGGUGUAUUGUCGUGGACACAUGCAGCCACUUUGCUGGAACUGCUUGCGCAUGCAUCUGUGCGACUAGGGUUGGGAACCGAAACCCGGUUCCAAAUUAGAACCUCUUCCAAAAUGCCAACAACUGGGUACCCGUAAAAAAGAAAAAAGUUUUGGUUCUGCUUAUCGGUUCCAACUACACAUGGCGCUCUUUUCUGGACUGGACGACGCAAAGUGAUACAAUUUGUUUUGUUUAGGCAGUAUGGCCAAGAUUAGACAGAGUUGCAAGCACACGAGUCAGCUGUGCGCCAUGGACCGCAGGUUUUCUACUCUGCUCCGAUCGGCAAUAGCGGCUGCCUCUCUCAAUCGCACACACGUCAUUCUCAACCCAGUAUAAUUUUUUCCAAGAUGCAAUUAAUGUUCCUUUGCGUUUUAACUCGUAUGUUUAUAUUGACCGCCAUUUCAUGUAUAAAGUAAACAAGCCUGCCUGUGUCUCUCGGCACGCUGCACGGAGACAGACACAGGCAGAGCGGAGGAGAGUCUCAGAGAGAAGAGCGUUUUUCUGUGAGCAUGUGAUCCGUUUUUUACCCCGCCCCUCAAAGAAUCGGAAUCAAUUUUUAAUUAUUUUUAUAAAUUUUUUUUUGCAUUUUAGGCCUUUAUUUGAUAGGACAGCAUAGACAUGAAAGGGGAGAGAUAGAGAGUGGAAAUACAUGCAGCAAAGGGCCGCAGGUUAGAAUUGAACCUGCAGCCGCCGCAGCAACGACUUAGCCUCUGUACAUGGGGCGCAAGCUCUACCAGGUGAGCUACCCAGGCGCCACGGGAAUAAAGAUUCUUUAAGAACCGGAAUCGAUAAGCAGAAUCAAAAUCUUUGAAAUCCAAACGAUACCUAAGCCUGCGUGCGACAGACACUAGUCCGCAGCUGUCUGAGCCUGUCUCCACCUGCGAGGUUGUCAGCUGUGCGUCUGCCUGGCAGACUGUGUGUAGGACGGCCGAUUCAACUGCCAGUCCAAGUGGCAGGUGUCACAUAGCUAUGCGCUGUAAGCACGAUAGAUUGUAUAGCCUAUUUUACCAUACAAAAAGUUUUUAAUUACUUUAUUUUAAUAAUUUUGUUUUUUUAACUGUUUGACUGGUCAAAAUUAUUGUCGGUUAAACGGUUAAUCAUUAACAUCCCUCGUCUUGACGGCUCUCUGGAAGAAUGCUUGCUGAGAAUGGUUACUGCUCCACUACAUUCCUGCUCAUCACAUAUUCCUGGAGACUGAACUCAGAGAAAAAUGGAGCUGCUCGUACUCGAGUCUCUUUUUAAUCAAAACUUCACAAACUGGAGAUUGUGUUUUUUCUUCGUUUUGUCCCCCCCCCCCCUCAAGAGCCUCAUGUGUAUCCCCUUGUCCAGUUACCAUGAGAAUAACAGCUAACAUUGGGGAUAAAAAAAUCCCUCUCAUUAAGCACUUUAGUUCUGACGGUGCAUUUAGCUGACAAGAUGUGUGAUUUCCCGGUAAAGGGCAAUGAACUUGUUUUAAAAUUGGGAAGUUAUGCAAUUAAAGUGUUUCUGCUGAAAGCCUUUGUGUCUUGCACAAAGACACACUGAAACUUCAAGUAGCAAAGUGAGUAUAUAUUAGCCUAUUUGAUGAGAAGAGGCAAUACUUAACUGAUGUAAAUAAAAUAAAAAA
Messenger RNA from Sander lucioperca (pikeperch), 4236 nucleotides. RefSeq names its product deltex 2, E3 ubiquitin ligase (gene dtx2). Gene Ontology annotation, molecular function: ubiquitin protein ligase activity; zinc ion binding. The record is from RefSeq and is a predicted model, not a curated record. Gene Ontology annotation, cellular component: nucleoplasm. The transcript has 9 exons. Gene Ontology annotation, biological process: protein ubiquitination; Notch signaling pathway. Lineage: Eukaryota; Metazoa; Chordata; Actinopteri; Perciformes; Percidae. Bases 386 to 2293 code for a protein of 635 amino acids.